Messenger RNA from Exophiala viscosa, 732 nucleotides. Its product is annotated as ribonuclease P subunit P29. Gene Ontology annotation, molecular function: ribonuclease P RNA binding. NCBI's taxonomy places the organism in Eukaryota, Fungi, Ascomycota, Eurotiomycetes, Chaetothyriales, Herpotrichiellaceae. Bases 1 to 732 code for a protein of 243 amino acids. The transcript has a single exon. The record is from RefSeq and is a predicted model, not a curated record. Gene Ontology annotation, biological process: rRNA processing; tRNA 5'-leader removal. Gene Ontology annotation, cellular component: ribonuclease MRP complex; ribonuclease P complex.
AUGACAUCCUCACCACGGCCCACGGCCGCCACGACAUCAGCACCGCCAAUCUCACACCCAGCACACACUCUCCUCGCCCGCGCGCACUCCCCGGACACAUCAGCACGCAUCUUCACCGACAAAGUCAAGAACAAACCUCUCCUGCUCGAACCGACCGCAGGAUCCGACAAGCGCGCCCUCAGACGACACAUCCGCCUCCGCAAGAAGGAGUACUACCUUCGCAAACGCAAGCCACGCCCGCUCAGUGCCAAAGAGAAACGCGUGCUGGGCGUUUUCAAAUUACAAAAGAGUGAAAUCAAAUAUGAUAUCUACAAGAACUUGCACGACCUGUGGAACGGGUAUAUGCUUGAAGUUCUAGGGUUCACAACACCCCCAGCAAAAGACGGCAAUACACCAACGAAAAGGUCCCCAACAGUGACGGCGCAGAGUCACGGCAUUCUUCUUGCCAGUGCGGACUUCCACGGUGCCGAGCUCGAGGUCGUGCGUUGCGGUGAUGCCGGGAAAGUCGGGAUCAAGGGUAUUGUAGUGCGCGACACACAGUAUACGUUUGUCGUUGUUACGCCCAAAGACGAGGUCAAGACUCUGCCGAAGCGGGAUACCGUGUUCAGGUAUGAAGUCGCUGUUGCCGAGGAAAAGAGGCUGGUGUUUGAAGUGCAUGGGAACCAGUUCGAGUUUAGACCCGUGGAUCGGGCGAACAGGAAGUUCAAGUGGAAGGUCAUGGACUAUCUAUGA